AUGAUUCCGAUCAAUGUAAAGAUCUGCAUGAUGAACCUGCAGUUUUUGUAUGCAAAUGUCUGUUUUACCAUAAAGGAAAACCAGGGGAGAAUUAAAGCGCUCCUUAAAAUAAUAGGAGAAGGAAUAGUGAAAUAUGGUUUUAGAACAUUGCCCUCAGAAAUGACUAUAAAAAACAGGCUAAAAUAUUUCAUAGAAGUCUCUGAGUUCUAUUUCAACAAUAAGCAGUAUAAUUUAAAUAGACGAAUGAACAAACAGGUUAUAGAAAUAAGGAAUAGUUAUAGAAAUACGUUAUUAAAGGAAGAUAAAGAAAUAUUGAAGAAGAUUCAGAAAAUAAUUUGUAAGAAUUGCUAUGCGAGCAAAGAAAGAGAUGGACAGUGUGCGUUGUGUGUGUAA
Molecule: messenger RNA, 393 nt
Organism: Enterospora canceri
Lineage: Eukaryota; Fungi; Microsporidia; Enterocytozoonidae
Source: the annotation of a GenBank genome assembly